Molecule: messenger RNA, 3214 nt
Organism: Salmo salar (Atlantic salmon)
Lineage: Eukaryota; Metazoa; Chordata; Actinopteri; Salmoniformes; Salmonidae
Product: divergent protein kinase domain 1A
Source: RefSeq, a predicted model, not a curated record
UGACGUCAUCCGUUGUGCUGCUGGCAGAAUACUAGUCAGCUGCACGAGCAAGACAGCAGCGCUGCCCGACCCGUGAACUGCGUAAAGAGCCGGUCUUUGGCUGUAGGCUAACUACACAAAUGGAGAACUAAGAAUAAUCGGGUACCGGGAGAUUUUCGAUGUUAGAAUAUAUUUUGUGAAAUCUAGAAUGUGCUUCGAACGCAUUGGAAACUGAAAAUUGUGUAGCCUACGAACACGGACAGUCUCUUCAUGAGCUCCAGCUUCACUCCAUUUAUUUGGAUUCUCUUUCGCAGUUCCACGUAUUGAGAUGGUCUAUUUUUGUGAUGGCGAGAGGUCUGUUUCCACGGGCCUGGAUAAAGAAAUCAUUCUUUUUCCAGGCUCGCAUCUCCUUUGUGCGGGUGAAAUACCUGUUCCUCACCUGGCUGACUGUGUUUGUCGGGGGCUGGGUGAUCUACGUCCAGUACUCCAACUACACCGAGCUGUGCAGAGGACAUGAGUGCAAGAACGCCAUAUGUGACAAAUACAGGAGAGGCAUCAUUGACGGCUCGGCCUGCAGCAGCCUUUGUGACAAAGACACCCUCUACCUGGGCAGGUGCCUCUCUACCAGCCCCAACAACCAGGUGUACACAGGUGGCUGGGGUGACAUGGACGGGGUGAUCCGCUGCCAGGUGGGGGAGGUGCUGCACUAUGAGCUGGGAGAGGAGCCGGAGCCCCGGAGAGAGGCUGCAGUCUUCGACAAACCCACCCGCGGAACGUCUGUGGAGAAGUUCCGCGAGAUGGUCUUCAAUCACCUCAAGUCAAAACUGGGCGAGCAAGCUAAUCUGGCCAGCCUGGUGACCCAAAUACUCAGUGUCGCCGACGGCAACAAGGACGGCCACGUCUCGCUCCCAGAGGCCCGUUCGACCUGGGCUCUUCUCCAGUUGGACGAGGUGCUGCUGGGCCUGCUCCUCCAGGAACGGGGCCACACCCCUCGUCUGAUGGGCUUCUGUGGAGACCUGUACAUGACCGAGAGGGUACCCUAUGGCCCCCUUUACGGUGUCAGCCUCCCCUGGCCCCUGGAGGCCUGGGUCCCCAGUGGGGCCCAACGCAGCAUGGACCAGUGGUUCACCCCCUCGUGGCCCCGCAAAGCCAAGAUCUCCAUGGGUCUCCUGGAGCUGGUGGAGGACAUCUUCCACGGCAACUACGGCAGCUUCCUCAUGUGCGACCUGAGCGCCGGCCACUUCGGCUACACGGACCGCCACGACCUCCGCCUCACCGACCCGAGGGCCAUCGUCUCCGAGGACGCGUUCAGGCGAACCAUGCGCGCGCUGCACUGCGAGAAGGACGACGACUGCUUGUUGGGGGCGGACUGCCGGACAUCAUGCGACGUGGCUCAGAAACGAUGCAGGGAGGAGGUGACCCAGCCCAACCUGGCCAAGGCGUGCAGGGCGCUGAGGGACUACCUCCUGAGGGGAGCGCCGUCGGAGCUGAGAGAGGAGCUAGAGAGGCAGCUGUAUGCCUGCAUGGCCCUCAGGGGCUCAGCGGGCCAGAUGGACAUGGAACACUCACUCAUCCUGAACAACCUCAAAGCUCUGCUGUGGAGACAGAUCUCCCAUACUAAAGACUCAUGAUGCUCAAAGAAUUAAGACGUACUGACUAGUCUGCUACUGGCAGUGGCUUGGGAAGAGAAGCCUUUGGGGAAAUGAUUUCUAAAAACUCAACCAUUUUGGUGGAUCGUUCAUUCAAGACGUACUAUAUUGUUUUAUCUACCACCCGUUUUAUGCUGCAUAGCAGUUGUUUUGGCGGUGUAACUGCAUUAGAGCUGUCAAAUCCACCAGCGGCUCCUGGCAUUACACCUAUUUGAAAGUAAAUGACUGGUAUUCGAAAUAUGGUGGAACGCCCUUUAGUCCAUACCUUUAGAAAAGCUAUUUUAUCACUACUUUGUUUUGCAGUAAAACUCGAGGAUAAGUGUUUCCAGUGACACCAUCGGUGUGCAUCGUGUGAUUUUAACCAAUUAUGAGUAGACAUUGCGUUAUUGGUUGACGUCAUUGGAAAUCUCCCCCCCCUUUUUUUAUUACGUAACAAAUGUGCCAUUUUCACAUUUUGAUGUUGUUGCGGAGAUAUUUUUCCUUUUUACAAUUCCCUCUAAGAUAAAUUAAAACGUACAACUUCGAACACUACUGUGAGAUGCAGUCUAGACCUCAAUUAGGCUGACGAAUGAUUUUCAAUUUGAGCAUCAUUAUUUCUAUAUAGCCUACACUUUCUUGUUCUGAACUUCUAGCGCAAGUGGCUUCAUGACAACCAAAAGCAGCCGCUCACCGAUUUGACAGCUCCACCUCAGACACCGCCAAAACAUUGGCUAAAGCUUGAACCAAUUUAAUCUAGGCAUGAGUCGUUGGAAGAAUGGACUACUACAAUUCAUAUUCAGGAUGCUGGGAAACUGUAGAGAUAUUUGCUGUUUAUGAAGGAGCUCAUGGAACAUUUUGAAGUGAUAGUAUGAACUACACAUUAAGUACACUUGCACAUUACAUGAAGACAAUGUGACCAAUAUAUAUAACCGGGGAAAGCGUAUAGAAGUCUAUGGCUUUGUCCCAAUAAUCUUUCCUGCCAUGAUUUGAAAUGACCGGUAUUACCAAUAUGGUGGAACUCCUUUUAGUCGAUCCAUUGCGUUUAGAUUCAUGGGAAGUAGUGGAACGAGUGUAUACUUCAGGAGGUAAGAUACUGGGACACAUCCCAUGGAGUCAUCCACUUUGCUGGACAUUUCACCACCCUUCCUCACUUGAUGAUUUGUAUUGGCAUAUAGCAGUGCUGCAUCAAAACUGGACAAAUUAAAGGCUCUUCUCCACCCUCCGACAAGAGCCAGUUUGCGUACCAUGUACAUUUCUCAAACAUCUGUAGUUUCCCACUAAACCCUGUGUAGCAUACUAGUACCAUAUUCUGUACAAGCUAGAGAUCAUGCUGAAAACACCAGACUUGUUAUCUACAUGAACUGCAUUUGACUUGCUGUUUCUACGUUCUUUCAAGCCUAAACUUAAACAAGUAGGUCACACUGUACAUCUUUUAAAAAGGAACCCCAGUCCGAUGUGGAUUCUGAAGGAGUUAAAUGCAGCUGUGACCUUCGGUUUUGAGGGAUGAAUUGCAAUGUAUCCUGACCAACUAAUCCUGAUGUGUUUCCAUGUUUACCUUGACGUUUGAACCAGCAUGAUUUUGCACAAUAAAAAUCACAUACCACUCA